Aspergillus caelatus is the source of this 582-nucleotide messenger RNA. RefSeq lists its product as uncharacterized. The record is from RefSeq and is a predicted model, not a curated record. Bases 1 to 582 code for a protein of 193 amino acids. NCBI's taxonomy places the organism in Eukaryota, Fungi, Ascomycota, Eurotiomycetes, Eurotiales, Aspergillaceae. The transcript is spliced from 2 exons.
AUGUCACCACCAAAAAAUGAGCCGAAUUUUGCGAUGAAUCAGACCGUUCAGGACUAUUACACUCAUUCCUACACACUGUUUCGGCAGUCAUUAUUGAGCCUCAUGCACAAUGCUGCAAUGCGUGAUAUCCUGCCUUCGCGACCAGUCGAUUACCUUGUGACGACACUAGGCGAACGUGUCUCAUUCCGUAUCCGCGUGGAUAAUAUAGCUACAAAUAUGCAAAAUCAUACGCUUUACUAUGCUAUCCGAACGACUAAACCUCCACCAGGAUUCUCUAGACGACAGUCCUCUGUAGAAAGGGCCAUUCACCCCAGAUCUUUACGGCAGAGCCUGAGAGAGGUGGUCUUGGGGAUUAUCUUCAUCUUGAUCCUCUUUCGCGCGAUCGACCCGGAGCUGAAUGGUAAUUGGUUAGCCUUGUUCCAACGAGACCAGGGAACAUGUACGCGCAUCGUGUGUUCUAAGACGAACAGAAUGAGUGCCAUCGCGAACUGGGCUGUCGAGGCCGAGGAGGACUUGACUAUGGUCGUGGAUGUCCUUCGGUCGGUGGCCGCGCAAAAUGUUCCUUUGGAGGGUUACUUCUGA